AUGGAUAGAAAUUUCGCCAGUCCAACAUUUCCAAAGGCGAUUAAGCCGGCAAAAAGUCGACGACGUGAAUUAACCGAAGAAGAAAAUGAUGAACUCAGAGAAGCGUUCGAAUUAUUCGACAAUGAUAAAGAUAAUGAACUUGAUUAUCACGAAUUUAAAGUAGCGCUUCGAGCAUUAGGUUUUGAUGUUCAUAAAGCAGAAGCACAGAAAUUAAUGCGAGAUUAUGAUCGUCAGGGUAAAAACAAAAUCACUUUUCAAGAUUUUCAUGAAGUUGCUUCGGAAAUGAUGUUUCAACGUGAUUCACGUGAUGAAAUACUCAAGGCGUUCAAGCUAUUCGACGACGAUGAGGCAGGAAAGAUUUCAUUGAAGAAAUUACGUCGUGUUGCACGAGAACUCGGGGAUAAUAUUAACGAAAAUGAACUGAAAGCGAUGAUCGACGAAUUCGAUUUAGAUGGCGAUGGUGAAAUUAAUUUUGACGAAUUUCUGGCUAUGCUCAAUUCAGACUGA
Messenger RNA from Adineta ricciae, 507 nucleotides. The record is from the annotation of a GenBank genome assembly. NCBI's taxonomy places the organism in Eukaryota, Metazoa, Rotifera, Eurotatoria, Adinetida, Adinetidae.